AUGAAAGUCUUGGGAUUUAAUCAAGACGCCAGCUGUUGUUCAGUGGCGACGUCCAGCAAUGCUUUACGCAUUUAUAAUUGUGACCCUUUUGGCCAAUGCUUUGAGUUGCAAACGCAGGUCAAUCAAGAUGAAAAUAACAAGCUGAAUUUGCAGGACUCUACUGAACCCCGAUUUAUCAUUGGAAUGCUCUUUUCGACGAGUUUGAUAGCAGUUGCGGAUAAGAACCAAGGUUGGCAAAGGAACCGGAAACUCCGGAUAAUUAAUACGAAGCGAAACUCAACGAUAUGUGAAUUAACGUUCCCAGAAGAAAUUGUCGAUGUUACAAUGAACCGGAAGCGAUUGUGUGUCCUGUUGGUUAACGAUCAAAUUUGCAUUUACGAUAUAUCCUGUAUGAAGCUUCUACAAAGUGUCGAUGCGGGAGUGAAAGCAGACGUUCAAAGUAGACGGGGUAGCUUACACACAACUUGUAAUGUGAAGAUGGCGUUGAGCAGUGACGAUAGAAGUAUACUGUGCUAUAGUGCCGGUUCAGGCGUCCAAGGGGAAAAAUCGGUGACAAAUAGAAUUGUGGUUUUCGAUGCUUUGAACGCGUGUCCUAUAAAUCAACUAAAUGACGUUCACAAGGGUAAGAUCGCAUGCAUAGAUGUAAGCCAUAAAGGUGACCUCGUGGCGACUGCUUCGCAAAAAGGAACUAUUAUUCGAAUAUUUCAUACCGGUGUCGACUCGGAGUUUGAUGUCAAUAACCCACUUUUUGGAGAAUUUAGGCGCGGUACACGACCCAGUAAGAUCUAUGCCAUCAAAUUCAACAAAUCGUCUACAUUACUCGGCUGUGUUGGUGAUACUGACACUUUGCACAUUUUUAAACUCGCAAGCCUGGACAAUUUACCAAGUAGUAAUAACUCUGAAGAGGUGGAAUCGAUGCUUCGAUCAAAAGUUGCCAAAGAAUCAGCAGGUCAAUUAGGAUAUUUCCUAUCUAAAAGUGUCAUUCCUCACUUACCAAACCAUAAACUAACCAGAGACUAUGCUUUCGUUAAGGUGGAUGAAGCUGUACAUCAUUGCUUUGGGUUCCCGGAAGAGUUGCCCAACAAAGUAUACAUCGCAGGCGAUGACGGUAAACUCCAGAUAUACGAUUUGCCCGUCACACCCGGUUCCUGCACCUUAGUGAAGGUCAACAAAUUUGUGAUAUAA
Lachancea mirantina is the source of this 1185-nucleotide messenger RNA. NCBI's taxonomy places the organism in Eukaryota, Fungi, Ascomycota, Saccharomycetes, Saccharomycetales, Saccharomycetaceae. The record is from the annotation of a GenBank genome assembly.